AUGCCUCGUCAAUUUCCGGCAAAAUUUGAUGACGUUUACAUAGCGCGAUAUUUCUACGACGAGUUCAUACCACUCUGGAACAAUUCUGGAAUGAGUGCCAACGUGCGGGAGCUCAUUAAACGACACUCUGAUUAUAAUAUUUGGGUGUGCUUUUUUUUUAUUACUGGGCAUUCGCUGGGAGGCUCAUUAGCGUCGUUAGCAGCACUCGACAUUGUUCAUUCUGGUAUGGGGAAUAAUAGCACAAAAGAUAGGAUACAUUUGGUGACGUUUGGUCAGCCAGUGACUGGAGAUCAUAAUUUUGCAGAUUUUCUUAAUAAACAGGUUAAUUAUUCCUACCGAAUUGUUCACUACAGCGAUCCCGUCGUUUAUUUUCCUAUAAUAGGAUACGAGCACCAGGAAGCAAUGGUUUACUACGAUAAGGUUAUGGACACUAAGUAUAUCAUUUGUACAGGUGCAAAUAUACUUUGUUUUCUCUUUCUUUGCAUGCUAUUGCUACCGUUCCAGGCGCCGAAAGAAGGAAAUGUUGCGAUUCUUCGUGCUUUUGGUUUUGGCUCUUUCCCGAAAGCUGGUACCAUUAUCACUAUUUUGGCAAAGAUGUCUUUGAAUUUGGCAAAUCUGGUUGCAAUUCAACAGUGCUACCGCGUUGAUUUUUCCUUUCGCCUUUCCAUCGAGCACCCAUGUUGCCGAACAUUUUCAUUCGUCUACUUCUGGAUUUUCUUCUGGUACAACGAUAAAGACUCAGCUACUUUCUAUUAG
This is a messenger RNA of Strongylus vulgaris, 756 nucleotides long. The record is from the annotation of a GenBank genome assembly. Lineage: Eukaryota; Metazoa; Nematoda; Chromadorea; Rhabditida; Strongylidae.